This is a messenger RNA of Paramormyrops kingsleyae, 6275 nucleotides long. RefSeq lists its product as uncharacterized. The record is from RefSeq and is a predicted model, not a curated record. Gene Ontology annotation, molecular function: extracellular matrix structural constituent conferring tensile strength. Gene Ontology annotation, biological process: extracellular matrix organization. NCBI's taxonomy places the organism in Eukaryota, Metazoa, Chordata, Actinopteri, Osteoglossiformes, Mormyridae.
CUCAACACCAACUGGAGCCGGAGAUGAACACGGCUCCCCUCGCACCACUGCAAGUUACGGCAUCAGCAGAGACUUUACUGCCUGGAGAUCUCAGCUGCUUGGACAAAUGCAUACAAAUGCAUUUAGGAGCCCAACGGACAAGGAGUGGAAAUAUUUCUGCCACAGAAAAAACGAGAACUGUCCUCCUGCUGUUUACAAUAUGCACAUCAGCCCUGUUUGCCAAAGGACACUCUCCGGUGCAAGGUGUAGAUCUCCUUUAUCCGCUGGGCCUUACAGGCAGCAAAGAGAGAGACCCCCUGGAGGUGACUCCUCACCCAUCAUCCACUCCUUCCCCUUCUCCUCAGGGCCUCCUCCUCUCAGGAGCUGGUGUGGUGCUCCGGAGCAGUGCUCACAUUGAUGGUCCCAUCACUGGGCUCUUCCCCACUGGGAUCGGGGAUGACUUCUCCUUUGUUGUGUGUUUAAGCGCUUGGCGAGUGAACAAUGCUUUCGUUGUUAGCAUCACAAACGGCAAGAACAGACUACAAUUUGGUAUUCAGCUGGUUCCCAAGAAGGUGGUGGUGUAUAUCACCGAGAAGACGUCGGUCUUCUUUAAAUAUGAUGUGCUUAACGGGCCAUGGCAUUCGUUUGCCAUCGGCGUGCGCCCACGCUCUGUGUCCUUCUACGCGGAAUGCGGAGGCGUGCGUUACAGUGAGCAAACGAUUGCCAGACCUCAAGAGCUAGGCCCCGAUAGCCAGCUCACCAUCGGAAGGAUGAACCUCAAAGCUGUCCAGUUCGAAGGUGUCAUAUGCCAGCUGGAUAUGUAUCCCACAGCGCAGGCUGCUGCACACUAUUGCGACUACAUAAAAAAACAGUGCCGAUUGGCUGAUACAUAUCGAUCACCCCCUCCAUCCCUCGAGCAAGGAUCAAAUGACCCUCCAAAAUCAGACCUCCCUCUUCUGGAUACCCAGAUUAGAUCAACAGUGUCUACAGGUUCCUGGAAGCACAGAAAUGUUUCCCAGUAUGGAACGGCCUCCACCUCCGAGAGCUAUCCAACAAAAAGUAGGCCCACAGAAUCCAGUACUUCUGUAAAUCCCAAUCUAAGGAGUGUUAAUGAAAAAGCUAUGCUGCUAAACACUGUGGCAGACCGCUCAUCCCGUACAAAUGUGGGUGUUCGGGCUACGCUGGAUAACGCUGUAAGGAGUACCGCUUCAUUAGUGGAAGCUAAUGACGCAGAGGUCCAUUCGUUUGAUAAAAGCAAAAAUGCCAAGGAGGUCUCCACCACAGUCUCUCCUACGACCCCGGAGAGCUGGAUCAAGGAGAGACUGAUGUUGGCCAACACUAGCCAGCAUCAACGAUUGGCCGACAAUCUGACGCAGGUGCUGCUGAAAACCAACAGCACGCUGUACAGGAACCCUGUUGAGAACCAGAUCCAGGUGGAGAAUUCAGAGGAACGCAGUUAUGAAGCGGAGUAUGAUGCCUAUACUGGGAAUUAUGACUAUGGCUACGAAGAAGCUGAUUUUUCCUUUGACUAUGAUGGCCUCUGGGGACCAAAAGGGGAACCAGGCCCUCCGGGUUCUCCCGGUCCCCCUGGCUUGCCCGGGCCUUUCGGAAAACGCGGACCUCGGGGCCCACCUGGUCUGCAUGGAAAUCCUGGAUUACCUGGUCUACCUGGUCCCAAGGGCUCCAAGGGUGAUCCUGGGAUGUCCCCAGGUCAGGCACCAAAAGGAGAAAAGGGCGAUAGAGGUCCCCCAGGUCUACCAGGUUCACGUGGUUUACCAGGUCAAAUGGGUCCAAAGGGAUACUCUGGGUCUCCGGGACUGCCAGGUGAACAGGGCUUGCUAGGAUUGUCUGGUUUGCCUGGGGAAGCAGGUUACCCUGGCAGGCAGGGUUUGGCUGGGCCAGAGGGCAACCCAGGUCCCAAAGGUGUUAGAGGCUUCAUUGGACCUCCUGGCGUUGCAGGACCUCCUGGACUGGAGGGAGAAAGAGGGAUUCCUGGUCCAGUUGGCAAGGAAGGACCCAAAGGAAGACAGGGUGUAGCUGGAGAUGUGGGUGAGAGAGGUCCCCCAGGUCCGGACGGGGAAAAAGGCCCUGUCGGUGUUCCUGGAAUCGGAGGUUUCCCUGGUCUGAGGGGCGAGCUGGGGCCCGAAGGACCCCGGGGACCACUAGGCAUUAUAGGAACUCAGGGCCUGAGUGGACGUGCUGGACCGCCUGGAUUGAAAGGUGAUAAGGGGGAUCCUGGAUUUACAGGCGAGCCCGGAGACGGCGGAUACCCGGGUGACAAGGGUGCAGUAGGCUUGCCAGGACCACCAGGCAUCCGAGGGAGACCUGGACCAUCCGGGAAGAUCGGCGAACCAGGACCACCUGGGCCACCAGGCCCGUCCGGCCCAGAGGGUUUUCCUGGAGAUAUUGGAACCCCGGGUCCGAAUGGCCCACUUGGAGUGAAGGGUGUUCAAGGUGCUAGAGGUCCAGUAGGGCCGCCUGGACCUAUUGGACCCGAGGGAGACGAGGGGCCCAUUGGCCCAACGGGAAUCCCUGGCCCAAUGGGAAGGCCAGGCAGGAAGGGAUACAUAGGCGAAGCUGGACCAGGAGGGCCAAUGGGUGAAACCGGGGACCCAGGAAAUGCAGGGAAAAUUGGACCACAAGGACCAGUGGGAUUAAUUGGAACUGCGGGUAUAAUCGGAGUUCAUGGUGAAAAGGGUGACCGUGGUCCUGCUGGCCCGUUAGGUCCCCCUGGAGAAAAGGGAUCCGUGGGGUAUCCUGGAUUACCAGGGACACCCGGUGACGUUGGUCCACAAGGCCCACCCGGACCAUCAGGACAGAGAGGGUCGCUUGGAAUACCGGGUCCCAAAGGCAGAAGGGGGCCACGAGGUCUAGACGGUCUUCCGGGAGAAUCCGGACCACAAGGUGUCAAGGGAGAACGCGGAGUCGCAGGAAGGAAGGGCGAUCCUGGCUUCAUCGGAAAGGCAGGGAGUCCUGGGGAAAGAGGCCUGUCGGGCAUCUCUGGCACGCCGGGGUUUCCUGGAAGUACAGGGGAGCGGGGACCUCCGGGGGAGUCUGGACCCAGAGGACCAGCAGGGGACCCAGGACCGGAGGGCGAAAUCGGCCUUGAGGGACCUAUUGGGCCAGAGGGAGAGCCUGGUGCAGUGGGUGAACCCGGGCCCAAGGGAGAAAUUGGGCUUCCUGGAGAUGAAGGGGAGCAGGGGCAGGAAGGAAUCAGAGGUCUUCUGGGUCCCAUGGGUGAAGAUGGAGUUCAAGGAAAGGACGGGCCCAAGGGGAGGCCGGGAGACCGUGGGCAUGUUGGGGAGCCGGGGGACAAAGGUGAAGAGGGAAACCCGGGGCCUGCGGGCCUUCCCGGGGAGGCGGGAAAGCGUGGCUUUCCGGGUCCUGAAGGAAAACAAGGACCUCCAGGUAAUCGUGGCCGUCAUGGAAAAAAGGGUGAGAAAGGUCUGACAGGAUCGGCUGGUGAAACCGGACCGCGUGGUGAUGCAGGAAAGAUGGGAGAAAAGGGGCCGAAAGGGGCCAGAGGCACCAGAGGCCCUCCGGGCCCACUGGGACCAAUGGGUCCUGAGGGGCUGCCAGGAAUUAUGGGAUAUACUGGUCACCCGGGCAAGCCUGGGCCUAUCGGACCACCCGGCCCAAAAGGUGAAAAGGGCUACCCAGGAGAGGAUAACAAAUCUCCAGGACCACCGGGAUCCAUAGGUGAACCAGGUCCUGCCGGCAAGCGAGGGGAGCGGGGGGAGCCAGGGGAGCUGGGAUAUCAGGGUCACAUUGGCAUUACUGGACCUAGAGGUGCUAUUGGACAGCAAGGGCCACCAGGUAAGCCUGGGGAACCUGGAGAGCAAGGACCCAAUGGAGAGAAGGGCAAACAGGGACUGACUGGGAAGAGGGGAGUGAAGGGUCCAGCAGGUAAACAUGGCGAUGAAGGGCCCCUGGGUUUACCUGGAUCGAGAGGGAUGGAGGGCUAUCCCGGGAUGGAUGGCCCUCCUGGACUUCCUGGUCAUCUAGGACUACCUGGAAAACCCGGACGUAAGGGUCAUCGUGGUGCUGCAGGCAUGGAGGGGAAGGCAGGGCUUCCGGGUCCUCGAGGUGAACUCGGACUUCCUGGCAUGCCUGGCGAGAAGGGACCCCCAGGGCAGAAGGGGGAACCUGGGCUGGUAGGGGAAACGGGACCCCCAGGGCGUAAAGGACUGGAGGGCAUGCAGCCGGACCAGGGCAAGAAAGGAGAAGCUGGCAUGAAAGGACAGCCGGGGGGACCAGGGGAGCAAGGAAUGCGAGGGUUUCAAGGAUUUCCUGGCCCAAAGGGUCCCAGUGGAGAUCUGGGUUUCAAAGGCAUUCCAGGAUCCAAAGGUCCUGCUGGAAUUGUGGGAAUCACUGGACCAGCUGGCCCAAUUGGCAUGAUUGGACCUGUGGGAAAGCCUGGGCACCGAGGGCCCAAAGGAAGCCCGGGGGAUAUGGGACCCCAGGGGCCACAGGGUAGCCCAGGCCCACAGGGUGCUCCAGGUGCUCCAGGUCGGACGACACAUGUAAGUCUUAAUGCAGCUGUACAAGCCUUGAUUGAAACCACCUCUGCUCUGCGUAUGGAGAGCUACCAGAACACAGAGGUGUCUGUGUCCGACCUCAGUGCUGAGAUCCUUAAGACUUUGCAGUACCUGAGUAGUGUGAUUGAGAGCAUUAAGAGACCCCUGGGUACCCAAUCCAACCCCGCGAGGCUCUGCAAGGACCUGCUAGACUGCCACCAGCGGCUGUCGGAUGGAUGGUUCUGGAUAGAUCCCAACCUUGGAUGUCCAUCAGAUGCUAUUAAGGUCUUCUGCAAUUUUACUGCAGGUGGCCAAACAUGCAUCCACCCACUUGCUAUGCAUAAGAUGGAGUUUGGCAUUAAAAAAGUCCAGAUGAAAUUUCUUCACUUGUUGAGCACGGAGGCUACGCAGACCAUUGCAGUUCGCUGUCUUAGCACAGCAGCGUCGAAAACCACAAAUUCUGACUGGCUGAAGAAGUCUGUGAGCUUUGUGGGGUGGAACGGACAAAUGCUUGAGGAUUACACAUUACUUGAACCACAUGUGCUUCUAGAUGGGUGCAAGAUUCAAGAUGGCAGCUGGCACCAGUCACACUUCUUCUUCCGAACUCAGGACAGCCAGAAGCUCCCUGUUGUGAACUUUCAGGUGUUUCCCGCCGCCCAGCAGGGCUACCACCGGCGGCAGGACCUUGAGGUGGGACCUGUCUGCUUUUUGUGAACCUCUCUCCAUACCUGCUAGAAACCGUCAGUGCGUCAGUCCUUGAAGAGGUCAUCUUUAAAAAAGGUGGUUUCCACUGAUUGGACCCUCAUGGAAUGGAUUUCCAUGAGCAGUACCCCAGCAGGACAGUAACGGACUACUGUCUUUAGGAGCAUAAGGCCAGAUCAAAGAAGUACAGGACAACAUUGUGUACCAGUAUAGUUUUGAAAGACAAACAGAUCACUAUUCAAUAAAUAACACCCCAAACACAUGGAGAAGCUAGUGUUCUACUGCCUAGCUGGUCUUAACAUCCCAGAGAGGAUUAAUCUCUCUAGCUCAUGAGUACUCUCCACACAAAACUCCUCUAAGUGCAAUAGCUUAUGGAUUCAUUGUCAAUAUUUUAUUGCAUUCUCAAACGUUUUUGAUAUGUAAUUAUUUUUUUACGUUGUCCAUUCUGGACAUGUACAUCUUAUCAGAUGGUGCUCUACCUCCUUGAUGUUUUGCCUUCAGCUAUACGAAAGGUACUUGUAUUUAAGGUUUUCCUUCUCGUUGAAUGUACUGGUUACAUCAAGAAACGUUCUGUUGUAAGAGUACUUCUAUGAAUUUGGUCAUAUAGUUCCGUGCUUACUUUAUUUAUAUGUUAAUAAAUCACAUGUUCUUCUGCUUUGUUUUCGAGGUGCCAACCAGUGGCCGCUGUUGUCAUGGUGCUGCAGUAGUCACUAUUUCGAAAGCUAGAAGACAAUGUUCCUAUGUAUAUUUUGAUACAUACGGUUGAAUAUUUAUAUUAUUUUCACUUACAUGACUGUACCUUCAAUAAAUUAUACAAUCUCUUUGAGAUUGAAUUUGCCCAAGUACCAUUUAGUCAUGACAGUUCCUCCAUACAUACAUACAUAUAUGUGACUGAGAUUGUUAAGUACGUAAAAUGACACUUAUAAUUCAAAUGCCAGAACUAGAAACUGCAAUAAUCGGUUUUAAAAUUCUUAAUGGAUUUCAUUUGAGUCUAACUAUAUAAAUGUGAUGGAAGUAAAAUAUAGAUACUGUAAAUAUGAAAUGUAUUGAAUUUAAAUAAACAUUUUUUAUUCUUAA